CAUUAAUAAAAUUAUAAAAUGGAGGAACCAAAGAGUAAACCAAAAAAUCUUGCUUGCAUGAAUAGAAGUCCUGGUCCUACAUACCAGUUGAAAAGUUUAACUGGUUUUGAAAAUCAUGAUCCUUCGCGAUACAGAUAUCCAGCGUACUCAAUAAGAAUUAAACCAAAAACCAAAGUAGUCAGUACUGGUCCAGGACCUUACCCAGUGCCUGGUUACUUUACACGCUAUGGACCUGAAAUUCCUCCAGCUUACACCAUGCAAUUCAAGCCUAAACAAAGAACUGGAACUCGAAUCCCAGGUCCAGGAGCUCAUGCACCAGAAAAGUGUCCCCUUGCAAAUCACAGUAAAAAUUCACCUGCAUAUUCAAUGAUAUUCAGGAAUGGUAAAAUGCCUAUUAAAGAAGGUCCUGGACCAAUUUAUAUGGUACCCACAUGCAUCGGCCCAGAGAUACCCGACAUACGCGCAGAAGGAGCUUAUUCUAUGGCAUUCAAACGCAAAGAAAAAAUACGAAGUCUAGGUCCUGGUCCAGCAGCUUAUGAAAUUAAGCUCAAUGUAUAUAAAAAGCAGAAUCCCGCUUUUUCUAUGAAAUUUGGGCGCAAAUUCGAUUAUCAUAAGAACGUGCCAGGACCACAGUACAGUUAUGACAUAAAUCUCGUGAAAAGACAACAACCCAAAUAUUCGAUUGGAGUCAAAUACAGUGAAUGUGUCAAUGUCGGGUUGAUGGAAAACGAUGAUUAA
This is a messenger RNA of Phymastichus coffea, 738 nucleotides long. RefSeq names its product outer dense fiber protein 3-like. The transcript is spliced from 4 exons. NCBI's taxonomy places the organism in Eukaryota, Metazoa, Arthropoda, Insecta, Hymenoptera, Eulophidae. Bases 19 to 738 code for a protein of 239 amino acids. The record is from RefSeq and is a predicted model, not a curated record.